Naegleria gruberi is the source of this 2284-nucleotide messenger RNA. RefSeq lists its product as uncharacterized. The transcript has a single exon. NCBI's taxonomy places the organism in Eukaryota, Heterolobosea, Eutetramitea, Acrasida, Naegleriidae. The record is from RefSeq and is a predicted model, not a curated record. Bases 1 to 2259 code for a protein of 752 amino acids.
AUGCCAAGUUGUGACCGAUGUAUUCAGAAAGGAAUUAAAUGUGAAUAUAAAGAAUCGAAAAGAACACCAAAUGGUCAACCUGGUCAACCAAUUGAAACUAGUCAACCACAAGAAAAAUCAACGAGGAAAAAGAAAAAAUCAAAAUCUCAUUCAUUUGUAUUGGAAUCAACAAAUGGAAAGGAUGAAAAAAAUGAUAAUGAGAUAUCAAUUGAAGAGGAAGGAUUAUCAAAGAGACAAGUUAUUGAUUUUUACUUUAGUUUUGCAAGUGAUGGAUUUCCUCUAAUGAAUAAGGAUGAUCUGGAAAAGUGUCCAUCUCUGUAUUCAGUCUAUCUCAAAGAUAUUGAUGAGGAGAGAAUGAUUAUCAAGGAAGAUGAAACAGUAGAUAAUGAAAAAGUAAAUAAGGAACUGGUGGCAUUGUUUUUGGGAACUAAAGCUGUUUGUGAAGUGAGAUGUGGAAUGAUGGAGGUUAGUGAAAAAACAGCCAAACUUGCCCGAGCAGCAGUUAGUAGAUAUUUUGAUAGUCAUGAAAGCUUUUUCGUUGCUACUACCUAUGCUCUCUUAGCUCAAUUUGAAAUUUGGAACUCGAGAAUUACCAAUGCCAAGUUUUACCUUCAAUUCCCAGCUUUUUAUCUCAGAAAUAAGUAUCUUCAAAAACCAGGAUGUGAUAUUUCACCAACUUCAGGCGAACACGAAGUUGGUCAAUGUACAAAAUGUAUGUCAAUCAUGACCAAAUACGAAAAGAAUUUGGAAAACAAUAUUAAUUGGGUGGAAAGAUGUACCCAUUCACUAAGUUCAAAUAAUGGAAAUAAUACCAAGAGAACAUUUUUUGAUGUUUCCUAUGCAGAUGGAGGAUUUAUUAGCGAAAUUCCUAGAUACUUUACAAUUUUCACUGGUUUGAAAUUUCCAACUGAAUGGAUUUCCUCUCUAAAUCAAGAAGUUACAGUUAGUAAUUGCUUUGAUUAUUUACAAUUGUUAGAUUCAAUCUUUGCAUUUACGACGAGAAACAUGAGAGAAAGAUCAAAUAUUGAGCUAAUCGCCUCAAAGACCAAUCCAACACUAGAUCUGGAUAACAAUUCUCCAUCGUGCAUCUUUCAAGGAGAUUAUCAAUAUAUUGCCUUGUAUGAGAGAAUGCUAGAUGUCGUAUUGAAUGGAUUAAAGAUUAGAAUUCUCACCAAAUUGGGAUGUAGUGGUAGAGAUCGUGAGAGAGAAACAAUUGAACAAGCAGCAUUGAAUAUUACAAUGGCAACUCAACACGAACUGUUUCCACUCUUCCUUCCAUAUCUAGUUCCAUAUAUUUCAGCAGCAACACUUGUACAUUUGAGAGUGUUAAAGAUGAAUAUUCAAUCCUAUAGUUCGAGCACUUCAACAAUUGUUUCACAACAUAGAGCCAACAAUUGGUCAACUUUAAUGUAUUAUGAGGAUAUUUUGAAAAAGGACUUGAGAGCUAUGCAAAUUAUGGCUAAAAGAUUCAAGCUAGUCAGUCUUAACUAUAGCAAAUUAAUGAAAGAAAUCGAGGACACAUUUGAAAAUUUAGAAAAUCUGAAACGAUCCACAAAACCAACAAUUACAGAAUAUGAAACUUCUCUUCCACAACAAUUCCUGACCUAUCGACAUAAUCCACACAAUCAGCGAGCACACAUGUUGCAUCCUCCAUCACAAAUUCAAUCCAAUAAUAUGCAACAAGCCACGAAUUUCAAUUUUAAUCCACCACAAGUCCCUCAACCAUCAGCAUCUUCCUCAACAACCAUGCAAAAUCCUGGUCUAUUCUCACAAAUCAUACCAAAUAAUUCACUUCCACUCCAUAUGGAAUUGCAAUCUGCUUCAUAUUUUGCUAAUUUAAUGAGUUCACACCAGAUGGCCGGUGGUCCACCAAUGAGUGGUUUUGACACAACCUCUGCAUUUGGAAAUCUUUUAAUGAUGCAACAGAAUCCUCUCAUCAGUAAUCCAUCACUAUCUUCCUCUAGCUCAGCAAAUACAAACACAAAUAAUAAUAAUAAUAAUGGUAUGGAAUCAUUUGGUGGUGGUUUUGGUGGUUUUGGAAUGGGAGGUGUGUUUGAUCCAUUCUUAACUGAGGAAGAUUUGGAUUUAAUCUUCUCAAUUCAAAAUAAGGAACAACAACAACAGGUCAAUAAUUUAUCAGUCAACCAAACUGUUUCAAGUAACAAUUUGGGUGAUCCACUCCAAUCAAUUUCCCAACUUAAUAGUGCAACAAUUCAUGAUAUGAUUGAUAAACAUGUUCAACAAAAUGAAAGAAGAUAAACCAAUUGAUAUUCAAAAAUUAUUU